AUGGCUCCAAAGAAGAGGCCAGCGUCAAAGGGCGCCAGCCCGGCCAAGAGGAAGAAGGGGGUCGAUGAAGGAGCCACCGGCCUCGCCUACAUGACCAGCUUCGAGCAGGCGGUUCUGGCAGAGUACGUGUGGUUGGAUGCCAAGCAGGUGCCGAGGUCCAAAACCAUGACCAUGACCACGCUACCUACGUCCGUGGAAGGCCUCCGUGUGUGGAACUAUGACGGCAGCAGCACGGAGCAGGCGGAGGGCCACAACUCGGAAAUCUACCUGUACCCCAAGGCCAUAUUCAAGGACCCCUUCCGCGGCAGUCCCCACAUCUUGGUCCUGGCGGAAGCCUACAACGCCUGGGAUGGCCAACCGGCCAUCGGGAACACCAGGGCGGAGUGCGAGAAGAUCAUGGACAAGUACGAGUACCUGGACCCUUGGUUUGGCAUUGAGCAGGAGUACACUCUCAUGAGGCCCGGGAAGGUGGGCGAAGAUCCGAAGAUUCCGCUGGGCUUCAACGACGAUGGAUCUGAACCUGCACCACAGGGGCCUUACUACACCGGGGCAGGCUUCAAUGUUGCCAUCGGCCGACCUGUGGCGGAUGAGCACUACAAGCUAUGCUUAGAGGCUGGCGUGAAGAUCGCUGGCAUCAAUGCAGAGGUCAUGCCUGGCCAGUGGGAGUUUCAGGUUGGCCCGUGCAGGGGCGUCGAGAUGGGCGACCAUCUCACCAUUGCCCGUUACAUUAUGCUUCGUGUCACCGAGAGUCACAACUGUAUUUGCUCUUUCUCGCCAAAGCCGAUGGACGGGGAUUGGAACGGCGCUGGAUGCCACACCAACUUCUCCGUGACGCCCAUGCGCGAGGAAGGCGGCUAUGACGUGAUCAUCAAGGUUUGUGAGGCCUUUGGCAAGGUCGCGGCCGAGCACAUUGCUGAGUAUGGAGAGGGAAAUGAGAAGCGCCUGACAGGCAAGCACGAGACUUGCGCCAUCUCGGACUUCAAGUACGGGGUGGCCAACCGCGGGGCUUCCAUCCGCAUCCCCCGGGAGACGGAGCGGAGCGGCAAAGGCUACAUGGAAGACCGCCGCCCAGCGGCGAACUGCGACCCUUACAAGGUCACCACGCGGAUGAUGAAGACGACCGGCGAAUGUCUCGACAAGGAGUGA
This is a messenger RNA of Effrenium voratum, 1146 nucleotides long. NCBI's taxonomy places the organism in Eukaryota, Dinophyceae, Suessiales, Symbiodiniaceae. The record is from the annotation of a GenBank genome assembly.